AUUCAGCUCGGCGGAUUAGUAAUCAUCUCAGGUUGUCUGUCUUCGUCGGAUUCUACAUCACCGUCUUCGUCUAUCUCUGGUCCUAAUACGAAACUCUACGUGAUUGGGCUUUCUUUCCGCACAACUGAAGAUAACUUAAGAAAAGCUUUUGAACAGUUUGGCAAGCUCACACUUGUUAACUUGGUGAUGGAUAAAGUAGCAAACAGACCAAGAGGGUUUGCUUUCCUGCGGUAUGAAACAGAGGAGGAGUCAAUGAAAGCUAUUGAAGGGAUGCACGGAAAGUUUUUGGAUGGAAGGGUUAUAUUCGUGGAGGAAGCUAAACCAAUGUCAGAUAUUCAAAGAGCUAAACCCAGAUCAGACAACAGAGCUCAGACUAAACCUCGUACCUUUCGAACCUGGUAGCUACUUUGAUCUUGUCUCCAUACUAUGAUUCUGUGUAAUUUUCAAUCUUAUUUUCACUUUUGAGGUCAUACAAUGUACUCAUUGCUUAACUCCUACCAAGAUUUCACUGAGGGAGACAGUCUAAAGUAAACUCAAGUCUGGACAAAAAAGUGCAUGUUUAUCUUUCAAAACAAAUGUAAUCAGGUUCCUUUAUUUAGAUGUAAUAGGUUAACAAAUAAACUUCAAAAUCGAAGUUUAGUUGUCUUCACUCUUCGGCUCACAACUUUGAUCACUUUUAAACAAUAAACACAUUUGUAGAAUAUUUUUUUUGUAACUAUAUGCAUUUGUUGAUUUUUUAGUGUAUUUGUUAUAUAUAUUGUGGAACCGAACACUGAUAUUGACAUCAGAAGGCAUUGUUUUAGAGUUUUUACUUUUCAGAAUUUUAAAGAUUCUUAAUUAUAGAUUAGACAACUUUAUGUUGGUUGAUCACCCUCAUGCAUGUAUCAUCAAAUAAAAUCUAACAUUUGGUUU
This is a messenger RNA of Brassica oleracea var. oleracea, 912 nucleotides long. Its product is annotated as cold-inducible RNA-binding protein. The record is from RefSeq and is a predicted model, not a curated record. Gene Ontology annotation, cellular component: chloroplast. Lineage: Eukaryota; Viridiplantae; Streptophyta; Magnoliopsida; Brassicales; Brassicaceae. Gene Ontology annotation, molecular function: RNA binding. Gene Ontology annotation, biological process: cytidine to uridine editing; chloroplast mRNA modification.